Aspergillus terreus NIH2624 is the source of this 693-nucleotide messenger RNA. RefSeq names its product cupin domain-containing protein. NCBI's taxonomy places the organism in Eukaryota, Fungi, Ascomycota, Eurotiomycetes, Eurotiales, Aspergillaceae. The coding region runs from base 1 to 693 and encodes 230 amino acids. The transcript has 2 exons. Gene Ontology annotation, molecular function: dioxygenase activity. The record is from RefSeq and is a predicted model, not a curated record.
AUGCCCAAUGAAACUGCCCCCGCCCACCGUCACACUGCUUUUGCCAUGCGCUUCAUUAUCGAAGGCAACGGUGGCUUCACUGCUGUUCACGGAAAGAGAAUUCAGAUGCAGCAGGGCGAUGUGAUCCUCACGCCUACUUGGAACUAUCACGACCAUGGCAAAGACGGGUCGGGCCCGAUGAUUUGGCUGGACGGAUUGGAUCUCCCCAAUUUCCGUCAUUUUCCCGUGCACUUUGUCGAGCAUUUCAAGGCCCCCCGGUACCCUGCCGAAGACAUCGAUACGAGCACAUCGCCUAUUGUGUUCCCGUGGAGGGUGAUGAAAGAGAAGCUGGACAGUGUCCCAGGGAAGUGGGCUACCCAGCGCUACCUUAGAGCUGAUGGGCGCGAAGUGAGUCGUGUCUUGGGAGGCUGUGCGGAGCGGUUGGAUGGAGGCAGCUCGUCCCCUUCUCGUCGUGAGACUACGUCGGCGGUCUACCAUGUAAUCACUGGAAGCGGUUAUUCGAUGGUGGGUGAGCAGAGGCUCACUUGGGAGAAGGGAGACACUUUUUGUGUCCCAUCAUGGUACAAGUACGAGCAUCAUGCGGACGCGGGUGAGACGGUCUAUCUGUAUCGCUUUGAUGACAAGCCCAUGAUCGAGGCCCUUGGUUUUUAUCGGACACAAGAGAUGGACGUCGAGAAGCUGGUGUCUGAAUAG